Messenger RNA from Ectocarpus sp. CCAP 1310/34, 3710 nucleotides. Lineage: Eukaryota; Phaeophyceae; Ectocarpales; Ectocarpaceae. The record is from the annotation of a GenBank genome assembly.
CCUUUCUGCAUUGCGCUCGAGGAUCACUGCGUUGUUGGGCGACGACUCCGGUUGAUACUGCUGCCGCGUCACGCGUGUCGCCGUCUACGUGUCUUUGAACUUUCUGGCUCGCUCCGCUGUAAGUUGUCUUCUGCCGCAGCACCCAAAAAGGUACAUUGUACCCGCAUACCCGCGUUUUGACCUCGCCGCCUGGUCGAAGCAACCAGACAGCAGCAGCGAAGUAGGAAGCACCACGAGUUGUGAUACAACGACGGAAGUCUCAGCUAGCCGAGGAUUGUGUUCGGUUGGAGUCGGCGUAGAGGAUGGCUACCUUGGCGGACAGCUUUUUGGAUGACUUGGACGAGCUUGGGGAGAGCUCGGACGAGGAGACCCAGGAGGACGGAGGGAGGGGAGGGGGUGCCUCGGCGGCGGGCGGGGCAUCCGGGGAAGGCGACCGCGACGAUGACAUGGAGGUGCAUGAUACGAGAAAGAACGAGUCGGACAGGGCGGGCACAGACGAAGUCCCCACUGGAAGACGAAGAGAGAAGGGCCUAGACGGAACGGCUGGAAAUGAAACGGCAGGGGGCGGCCAGGGCGGGGGCUCGGGGGCAGCGGCGGAAGGCGGUGGAGAAGGAGAAGGGCUGGAGUCCACGCUAGGCCGGAUAGGCGACCGCACGGUGGACGCCGUGGCCAAGCUUCGGAAGAGCGAGCGCUUCAAGAGCCAGAUGGCGGAGAUUGACGAAUGCCUGAAACGAGAGCCGGCUCCGAGAGUGGGAGCGUUGGAGGACGAUCCCGAGUACAAGCUGGUUGUCGCCAGCAAUGAGCUCAUUCAGGACAUCGACCCGGAAAUGGUGGAGGUGCACCGCUUCGUGGUGGACAGGUACUCGCAGAAGUUCCCCGAGCUGGACAGCCUCAUCCCGCAGCCGGCGGACUACGUCCGGACGGUGCAGGUCAUGCGGAACGAGAUGGACAUGACGCAAGUGGAACUGGAUUCCGCCUUGCCGCAGACGACCGUGAUGGUCGUGAGCGUGACCGGCUCCACCACCAGCGGCCAGCCUCUGUCGGAGGAGGACCUGCACGAGUGCAUCAAGGGUUGCGAGGAGUACGAGGCCUUAGCAGCGGCGAAGGCGUCGAUCCUUGACUUCGUCGAGACGAGGAUGACCAGCAUGGCGCCCAACGUGUGCGCCCUGAUCGGCAGCCGAAUCACCGCCCAGCUUCUGGGGCUGACGGGGGGCCUGACGGCCAUGUCCAAGACCCCGUCCUGCAACCUACAGGAGUUCCCGGUGAUGGGCCAGGAGAAGAAGACGCUGAGCGGGUUCUCCUCCAAGGCCACCGUGUCCCACGCGGGACUGCUCUACCAGAGCGACGUCGUCCAGCUCGCUCCCCCUUACCUCAGGACCAAGGCCCUGCGGGUCACCGCCGCUAAGGUGAGCCUGGCGUCGAGGUUUGACAGCUACGGCAACGACCCGUCCGGGCACGUGGGUCGGCAGUGGAGGGCCGAGGUGGAGGACAAGAUCGAGAAGUGGCAAGAGAUGCAGACCGCCAAGACCAAGAAGGCGCUGCCGAAGCCCGACGACAUGCCGGCCAGAAAACGCGGCGGCAGGAGGGUGCGAUCGUUCAAGCAGAAGUUCGCCAUGACCGACGUCCGCAAGGAGGCCAACCGGAUGGGCUUUGCCUCGAUGGCGGACGAGUACAGCGACACCGCCAUGGGGAAGGACUACGGUAUGCUAGGCAAGUCCGGUAGCGGGCGAGUCCGAGCCCCGAUGAAGAAGGAGAUGAAGCAAAACGUCAGCAAGAAGCUCAAGGUGGCCAACCUCAGCUCCGGCCAGACGAACGGGCUCAACUCGAGUCUCGUCUUCACCCCCAUCCAGGGCCUGGAGUUGGUGAACCCCAACGCGGACAAAGAGAAGAAGGUUAUGGCGGCAAACAAGAAGUGGUUCGACUCCAGCAGCGGCUUCAUGUCGGCAAAGCCAAAAUAGUAAAAAUUGUCUCACGAUCGGCGUACGUUAUGCGUGUGUGAUGGAGUCAACAUCUCAGCGCGGCCUGGGCGUGUGUGCACAGCCUGCAGUUCGUAUCCUCCGCUGCUGAGUAAGUAGUUGUCAGGUUUCCAUACCGUUGGUUGUUUCGCCCAACUUGCAUGGCGACGAUACUACACGAUUGGCAUGGGUUGCUGUGCCCAACUCGAUGCUAAAAAAUAGAGUGGGGGUGGAAUAGCUUGGCAGUCCAAGUUUUUUCAUCUCCGGCAUGAAAUCCGCCCGUGGGGCGUUGGCGGCAGCUUCUCAUCGGAGAUUGAGAUCGUUGGUGGUGAUGGUUGGGUAGAGUUGGUUGACACUUUGCGGGUGCAGAUUUGCCUGCAUGGGCACACUCACACAAAUACUUCUGCAAAAAUAUCUGUAUUUUGGAGGUACAGUGGACGCGCUGAUGGACAUGCAGUGGUCCAACCCCGCCAGCGACUAAACUUACUAGACGAGCGGCCCACGAAUGUUGACGUACGUUUGUGAGUGGGAUGACGCAUAGGAGGAGGCGACGAGGUAACCAAUACCAUGUGCAAAGCAAGUUAUGUAGAGGCUGCGCAGAACAUGCUCGGCGGCGUGCUCUGUGCGGUAUCUCAGGGCGCAGAAGCGAAUCUUGUUGGUCUCGGAACGGGUAAGAAAACCAAGCAAAGCGCCCAUCGGCGCAUUUUGCGUUGAGAGCUGGGCCUCAGCCCGUGUGCCAAACCGCAAUCGAUGUAAACCCCCUUCGUCACACCAUUCGUUAGUGGCACUCAGACGACGACGCGCGGUUUCUUCGCGUGUAUCGCACACAUGCGCGUGUGUGGGAUGGUCAUCGCAUCAUCUGGACUACAGCGGGGGUCCCUAUUUAGUGCCGAUUGAAUCGUGUCAAUGCCCGAUAUCGUGUCGGUGUUUUCCACGUGCACACAUGAAUGUCCAAGUCAUUGCUUUGAGUAGUGCCGGUGAUAUUUCUGGGCACAUACGGGCACUACAGAGGGACCCCCACUGCACUACAUGGGACGAGCGGUUCUAGACGUUGAUGCAAGACAAGCAAUGGUGCAGGUAUUGUUGCACGCUACGCCGGAUCUGACCCCGCGAUGCUGUUUGUUGCGACUUUUAUGUCUUGCGGCGUUUUUUUUUUGAGAAACGGGACACCCGCACCCCAGGAAACAACACGCGAAGGGUCUCUCCGUAAGACUGACGUCAUGCGGGGCAGGAUUGUUUCCUGUGCUACAAGAUUGCCUCCUUAUGAUUUAGUGGCGCUCGGCGCUCUUCUCGUUGUGUUCACGUUUGGGUCUCCAUCACGAUAAUCGUAUCACAGCCGCGGCGCGCAAAGUUGUCCCCCCCCUCCUCCCGUCAUUGCCGUUUUUCACUCCUCCAUAAGUCCCCCGCUAGCUCCGCAACCCGUCGCUGGUGAUCUACGGCGAUGGGGGAAAAAGCAAUCCAACAGAACAGAUUCAGAUAACUUCAAUGGCUCCCACGAAAAAUAAACCAAUUUAAUCGUCGACAAACACCACACCAUAAAAGCAGCUACAGUACACCAGUGAACGUCUGGCACCAGGAACAUCUACUUGACUGCACGCGUAAUUUUGGUGUUAUUUUAUCUGACUCGGAAGGAAAUGGUACACUUCGUUGAUUUUGCAGAGUGGAACACUGCCACCGACAAGAGAAAAAAAAAUGCAACAGAUACCCACUUGGCACCACUAUCCGCGGCAUCGCUGCGUGUCGUUCGGCGGACGC